CAUUGUUCCGUCACCUCCAGGCACCAUGGACGAGCUGGACCAGUCACCCCUGGUCUCCUCCUCCACCGGCCCGGCGCGGCCGCAGCAGCCCCAGUUUAAUUAUCAGUUCGUGCUCGACGACGAGAAGGAGGAGGAGGAAGAAGAGGAGGAAGAGGAGGACGAAGACUUCGACGAGCAGCUGGAGGUGAUGGAGAGGAAACCCGCCGCGGCUCCCGUUCCUACCGCAGCCCUGCAGGAGCGGCCACCGCAGCUGCUGGACCUCGGUGGCCCCGCUGAGCUGCCGCGCCCUGCCGCUCCGGAGCCACCGCAAUCCGGCUGGAGUCCCCCGGGAGCCGUGUCCUCCUCCUCCUCGGCCACCACACCGUCCCCCGCGCGGGAGCAGCCUUCGGCCCCCAUCCGGCCCUCUCAGCCCCAGCCGCCCGAGCCUGCCGCCCUUGCCCCUCGGAAAAGAGGAUCAUCCUCCGGAUCGGCUGAUGAGACCCUUUUUGCUCUUCCUGCUACAUCUGCGCCUCUGAUGCACUCCUCUGCAGAAAAAGUUAUGGACUUGCAGGAGCAGCCAGGUAGCACUAAGUCGCUUGAUCAAGAGGAUUUUACUGCAGUCCCGCUUGAUACUGCUCCUUCUCUUCCCUCCUCCUCUAUCUCAGCUGAUCCCUUUAAAGAGCAUGCAGCCUUUGAUACACUCUCAGAUGAAUUACAUGCAAGAGGCAUUUACAAAGAAAAUGCAAGUGAGAUUUAUAAAGAAACUAUGGAAAAUUCAAGAAACCCAUUUCUUGCAGAGAGAAAUGAAAAAGACAUUUCAGAAGUUAAAUACUCAGAACCUCCAUUUGCUACAGCAGAAGCAGCCAUUUUAUCUCAAAUGAAGGAAGAAACACAGCUAGAGGGCCCUAAAGAAUUAUGUAAUCUGGAGAAAAUGCCUGCAGAGCAGCUCAGAAUCUCUCCAGAAACUCCUCAAGGUUUGUUUGAGAAAGAUGAGGAAGAUCUCUUUUGCAAUAGAGGUGAUGGUCCUGGUGAAAAAGGGACAUUAAAAGAAGAUCCUUUUAGGAGGGAAGAAUAUGCAGAUUUCAAACCAUUUGAGCCAAUAUGGGAAGUAAAAGAUGCUAGUCAUGGACUGAGCAACAUGAAAGAGGGUGCUGGAAGUAAGAUAGAUGCCAAACUAGAAAGCAGUUUAGAUGAGAAAUACGGUGUAGAUAUGCUGAAUGUGCAGAAGGAUUGUGAAAGAGAGAGUGAAGGCAGCACUGAAGAUUGUUCUUUCCCAAGUACCCCCGAAGCUGUAGAAGAACCUUCGCAGACUUACAUCACUUGUACUAAAUUUGAAUCCUCCCUGAGUCCUGAUGCUAACAAAGUCAAAUCCCUUUCUCCACUAGAGGAAGGCACUUCAGAAAAUAGAACCGAUGAUGAGAAAAAAAUUGCAGAAAUAAAAGCUCAGAUGAGCACAGAACAAGGUGAUUUUAGCACUCAAGCAGUUGGCAAGCAGGAAGGCCAGGAAGCUGACUAUGCUAAAAUGGAGAGUUCAUCAACAUUGCCAUCUGACACUGCAGCAAAUAUGCCUGAAGGUCUUACUCCUGAUCUAGUACAAGAAGCAUAUGAAAGUGAAAUGCAUGAUGUGGCAUGCACAAAGCUUGCUUAUGAAACAAAGAUUGAUUUAGUUCAAACUUCUGAGUCAGUACAAGAGACUCUGAAACCUGUGACACAAAUCUGUCCCUCAUUUGAAGGGUCAGAAGCUGCUCCAUCACCAAUAUUGCCAGAUAUUGUUAUGGAAGCCCCACUGAGUGCUGGGACCACUGGUGCCGAAGCAUCUGCUGUGCAGAUCGUAGCUUCCCCACUAGAAACAUUUAUUCCUACUGCUAAUUAUGAGAAUGUAAAAGAAGAGACUGAAAAACCUCCCUUAUACCAAGAGGCAGUGAAUGUACCGCUCACACAGGCCCAAGAAGCAAAAGAGGCAUUAGCAUUUAAAAAGCCUGAUCAUGAAACUAGCUCCAGUCCUGAAGAUCUAGAGACUCCAUAUAUAUCUAUUGCAUGUGACUUAAUAAAAGAAACAAAAGUCUUGGGUGAAUCUGUUUCUCCAUCCUUUACAAAUUAUUCAAAAACACUGGUAACAGAAUCCAUUUCUCAGGAUGUGCCUGAACAUGAGGAACUUGAUGAAAAACCAUCUCCACAGUUUGGAACAUCUGACCUGUUUAAUAGCCAGGUGAUACCUGACUUUACUGAGAAAGUGAGUGAAGAUCUCUCCCUCACCUUAAAAAGUAAACCAACUGAAAAUACUCUAACUGAUGAUGAACAAGAGGAGCAGCUGGUGGAUUCAGUAGCUGCCAUGGGCAAGCCUUAUCUGGAGUCUUUCCAACCUGAAUUGGACUCUUCCAAGAUUGUUGCUGCUCUGCUACCUGAGCCAACACCUACAAAAAUAGUCAAGGAACAGAAGAUUUCUCUUCAAAUGGAAGAGCUGAAUGCUAUGGCUUAUUCAUCUGAUGUAUCUGUUGCUAGGGAGCCAAAACCAGGAGGCAAUAAAGAACCCUCACCCAUGGAGUUUUCCCCAGUCCCCGUGGAAGAAGACUUCUUGGUGCUAGCUCACCCCAAAACCACUCCUGAGUUUGGGGCAGAAGCUACUGAUAGAGAAGUAAUGGACAAAGAUGAAAGUGAAGAGAUCAGUAAGGCUAUGCAAGGUGAGAAGAGGCAGUUGCCUUGCCCAGAGCUACCCUGUGAUCUGUCUAUUAAAAAUGUAGAAAUAAAAGCCAAGGAGGAUACUAAUGUCUUGAAAAAGUCCUUGGAGGCUGUGGACAGAGAAGUGCCUGAAGUAUCCAUGACAUCCUUAAUAGCCACAGAUACCUCAUCUUCAUCUGCUGAAAAAGAGAUAGUCAGAGUAGUAAAACCAGAAGCUUUUGGGAAGGAAUCCGAGCAAGAAGCUGCUUCUGUUAAAGAAAAGGAAAAACCUACUGCUGUAUUUUCAGCAAAGCUGAAUAAAUCUUCAGUUGUCGACCUCCUUUACUGGCGAGACAUUAAGAAGACAGGAGUGGUGUUUGGUGCCAGCUUGUUCCUGCUGCUUUCAUUAACAGUGUUCAGCAUCGUGAGUGUGAUAGCUUACAUUGCCUUGGCCCUGCUUUCUGUGACCAUCAGCUUUAGGAUAUACAAGGGAGUUAUCCAGGCAAUCCAGAAGUCUGAUGAAGGCCACCCGUUCAGGGCUUACUUGGAGUCUAAUGUGGCUGUGUCUGAAGAGCUUAUUCAGAAAUACAGUAAUGUUGUGCUUGGUCAUGUUAAUGGCACAGUCAGAGAGCUGAGACGUCUCUUCCUAGUUGAUGACUUAGUGGAUUCUCUGAAGUUUGCAGUGUUGAUGUGGGUGUUCACUUAUGUUGGUGCCUUGUUUAAUGGUCUGACAUUACUGAUCUUGGCUUUGAUUUCGCUCUUCAGUGUUCCUGUUAUUUAUGAGAGACAUCAGGCCCAAAUUGACCAUUAUUUGGGACUAGUGAACAAGAAUGUCAAAGAUGCAAUGGCUAAGAUCCAAGCAAAGAUCCCUGGGUUGAAGCGCAAAACUGAAUAAAAAGUCUAAAGCAACUUAUCAAUAGGAAGUUCAUCUUUUAAGGGGGAAAAAUACUCAUUUGGAUUUACAUGGGGAGGGUCAGGGCAUAGCAAACCCCUUGACAUUGCAGUGCAAUUUCACAGAUCUUUAUUUUUUAGCAACGCAGUGUUUGAGGAAAAUAACUGUUUUGACUGCCAUGUGUUUCAUCAUCUUAAGUAUUGUAAGCUGCUAUGUAUGGAUCUAAAAACUAAUCAUCUUUCUUUAUCCUGUGUGCAGCACUGGCUAAUACAAAAGAUUUGGGAAAGCUGUACAUUUUGCUUCAGCAGCAGUAGUUCCUGCUGUGUCCCAGAAGAGGUGUAGUGCAGGUGGAGUGAAGGGUGACACUUCGCAGUUUGUGCACUGUGUAUGGUCUGUGUAGGUUGAUGCAGAUUUUAUAAAGAGAUGUUGUAGAAGAAUUAUUCCAUCUUAGCAAGUUUUUGGGAAACCUUGCCUUUUUGGUAUGAGUAGAGCUGUAUUGUGAUUUUACUGUUUUAUCAAUUGCCUAUAUAUAUAUAUAUAUAUGUGUGUUUCACAAAGCUUAGAUCUUUCAGCUGUUCCACAGUGCUUGAUACUUCAGAGAACUGACUGGUUUCUGGACUAGCUCCAUAGCUCACAAGCUUGAAAACCUAAAAUGUCUCUGUAAACACUAGCAUCUGUUUAAAACAACAGGAGAGAAAUGAACAAAGGACCCUUCACAGGUAUUAAAAUUACAGCAUACACACUUUGCACAAACGUACAGUAAUUGAUCUUCAGUUAAUAAUUCUACAGUCUCUCAAACUCUGAUAAUCUGUGGACUGAAUAUCUAAUGCUGCAGAUGGUGUUUGGAAACUUAAAACCUUGUUAUGCAAGAAGUAAGUCAAAACUUCUACACUUGCAGUUUAAGCUGUAUUGAACUAAGUCUGUGGAAUGCAUUGUGAAAUGUAAAAAAGAAAAAAAUACAAAAAAAGGCGCAAAAACCCCCAAACCCCAAGUAUCAAUAAAGCUUAUAGACAUAAAAUAAUUCCGGCAUUUUGCUUUCUUGAAGCAAGUUUAAUAUAUUUGUGUUUAUUUUAAGUUCCUCAUGAUUAUAUAUAUCCAUUGUACAUGGUGGUGGAAUUACUGUGUCAGAAGUAUAAUGAUGCGUGUAGGUGGAUUUUUCGUGAUACUUUUUCUUCUGGUGUGUGCAGAGUGAAGCAUUUUGUUCAGUUCUGCAUAUGGAAUUGCUGGCCCAGUGAGGCACAGGUUGUGCAGCACAGGCUCUUGCCUCCAUGCUGAAUACUGGAGGCCCCUGUAUUGCCACUGCUGGCUGAGCCAGCAGCUCAGUGAUGCUUCAGUGCUGUGAGUUUGUUAGUGAAGUGUGAAAUGACGUUCUAGUUUCUGCUGAACAAGUGAAGAUCCUUGGUUUCUUUUCUUUUUGAGACAAUGUAUGAUGCCCUGUUUUAGACUAAAGGAGAUUGGAAAGAAAGUCACAAUCUUUUCAGGUCAACUUGUUGAAUAUGAUUUAAAGGGAUUGAAUACAUUGAAAACUUGUAUCCAAAUUUAUUUGAGACAGACCUUUUCGUUAAUGGCAUUUUGACCAUUGAAAAAUAAAUUCAUGCAUUACUAUUUUAGUUUACAAUAUAUUACAUGAUUACUUCUGAACAUUUUAUACAUAAAGUCAAACCAUAUAUAAACAUACAAAUUUUAAGUGUUUUCCUGACAGACACUAUUGCUUAAGAUAUUUUGCACCUCAGCAUUGAAUCAUUUGUUCUGCCACACAACUGGUUUGAGUUGGGAUACAAUCAGUGUGAAAGGAAGGUAAACAUUGUUACAACAUAGGCAAGGAAGGUGCUUAGUGACAUCACCACCUAACAGGGUUACAUGAUUUGAGCAAGAAAGUGUCUUUAAAAAAAAAAACCGUGCGUAGGGCCUUCUGUUGUAUCUGACAAACUGAUCUUCUGUGUAGUAAUAUAAGGCAUUAAUAAAU
Messenger RNA from Indicator indicator, 5495 nucleotides. RefSeq names its product reticulon 4 (gene RTN4). Gene Ontology annotation, cellular component: postsynaptic density; neuron projection. The record is from RefSeq and is a predicted model, not a curated record. Gene Ontology annotation, biological process: neuron differentiation; endoplasmic reticulum tubular network formation; brain development. The coding region runs from base 26 to 3532 and encodes 1168 amino acids. The transcript is spliced from 9 exons. NCBI's taxonomy places the organism in Eukaryota, Metazoa, Chordata, Aves, Piciformes, Indicatoridae.